Molecule: messenger RNA, 2189 nt
Organism: Radiomyces spectabilis
Lineage: Eukaryota; Fungi; Mucoromycota; Mucoromycetes; Mucorales; Radiomycetaceae
Exons: 6
Coding region: 203-1843 (546 amino acids)
Biological process (GO): positive regulation of transcription by RNA polymerase II
Cellular component (GO): RNA polymerase II transcription regulator complex
Molecular function (GO): DNA-binding transcription factor activity; protein dimerization activity
Source: RefSeq, a predicted model, not a curated record
GUUGUAUUUUCUUUUUUUUUUUUCUUUCUUGUUUUUCCAAAGCCAGUUGCCCUUCAUCGAUCCUAUCCUUAGUCUCUCAUCUUUCUAUCAAUUUGUCUUUUUUCUUCUUCUUAUUGAAAGAUUUUGGUCUACCUGCUGCAGCCAUUGAUUCGGUUUUGUUUGUUUAUUCUAUACCAUCAUUUUUGUCACUUAUUCCGGGACCAUGGCAACUCUACGUUCCGAAGAUACUAGUUAUUUAUUGCCCCCGGCUCGAGACUUGUUACUAUCGUCCGCUCAUCAACCAAUGGACAGAAUGGAGAAGCCAGGAUUAACAGAAGACAAAGACAUGGAUAAAAUGGUCCUUGAUGAACCCUAUGACACUGCGGAAACCUCCUUCACCGGUCAAGAAGCCUUGUCGAAACCCCAUUUACCUUCCAUCUCGAACAUGCCUUCGUAUUCCCCUGUACCUCAUCCUCACACGGUUUCGUCGGCUCAUCAUACUGUAACACCGCAACAAGCAGCAUCGGACGAGUACCUGCGUCAUCGCAUGUCAGAUAUGAGUGUCUCAUCCUCUUCAGCCAUGCACUACCGAUCACUGCAUAGUCCGACCGUGGUCUCGCCGAAACAGGAGCCCGCUACAGUUGCACGCACAUUGUCCCCCUUGGAACCCAAUUCUCAACCCUUUUAUGAAUCCUUUUCACGACGAGGAUCCGUCGCCGAUCCUAGUUUACACUCUACUCCGGAUUACCGUCGACCGUCUAUUACCGAGAUGAGUAACCUCCCCCUACCGACCUCUACGAAUCCGAGCCGACGAGGUUCGGUAGCCCUGGAUUAUGACCUCUCCUCCCGAUCGCCAUCCCCUUCAUCGUAUGCUAAGCACGGAUCGUCCCGUUACAAUCACGAGUUGGAACCGCCGACGAAUUACUUCUCAUCCCGCAGAGAUUCGCUUCCGCAACAGGCAUCACUGAGUGGAGGCAAUGCCUACGACCCUUUUCACCGCCGUCAUUCCAUCGCUACAGCCGAGCCUUCCUAUCCUCACGCCUUACCCAGCGGUCGAGGAUCAAAUUAUGGGAAGCAUCAACGUGCUUUUCGAUUUCCUGCGACCAUCCAUGAAUCACCGACGCACGGACCAUACUCUGCACCUUCCAGUCCACCACUGGUGCCGGCCGUGGCGACGGGACAUGAACCGCCAUCCACCGUGUCCGCCAAACCUACCGAAAAUGCCAGAUACCCUCGUCAUGCUGUGCGAUACACAGCUUCCAAUGGCAAUGAAUACCACUACCCACAUUCCUCCUCACAACGACAUUCGGGUCAUCCUUACGCUGGCAAUAUGUUGCGUCGUCGAUCCAUUUUGGCCGAAGAGAUGGAUAACCCAGUGAUUGCUCGUCGUGCAUCCAUGCCUGUCGUCACCACGCGCAGCCCCAAUGGCGAAGUUCAUCCUCAUCAUCAUCUCCCGUCUACGGCCACUGCCGCCGCCGCCUCCGCACGCCAUAUGAGUGAUCACCGCGAUCCGGUGUAUGCAAAUGAAGUUGGUGAUGGUUACGGUUUCCGAGAAGAAGAGAAAGUGGUCCGCAAAUCCGAUACCCCUUAUUCUCGCAGCCCCGAACUCCGUGUAAGCCAUAAGUUGGCCGAACGCAAGAGACGCAAGGAAAUGAAGGAGUUAUUUGAUGAAUUACGGGAUUCUUUACCGGUGGAAAAAAAUCUGAAGACAAGUAAAUGGGAAAUCCUUACCAAAGCUGUGGAAUACAUCUCUCUCUUGAAACGACGAGAUUUUGAAAUGGAAAACGAGAUCAAUAGCCUACGUCGGGAACUGGCCAUGUUGAGUCGUGACAGAACUGGUACUAACUAUGGAUUACAAUAUUAACGAAAACGCCAAGAGCAUCGAAAAAAAAAAUAACCAACAACAAACGCACAUAUUUUUGCAGACCAAAACCACCGAUUCAUGCUUCUGUAUUGUGAUACCCCUUCUUUGUUCUCCUUCUUCUUGUCCUUUCAUCGGAUGUGGAAACAUUCAAUGAAUUUUUGGUGAUCCUCCCUUCAUAAUUUAGUCCUUACGCCGUUUUCUUCUUUUUACUAUUUAACAUCUUCUUUUUUAUUUCUCCUACUAUUCAUUCUUCAGUUUACCCUUGCGGUUAUUUUCAUUUUGGAUAAUCCUGAUGUUGUGCAUGUUUCCAUAAAAUAGUACGUCGUAAUAAAAUUUACUCCAAAAG